AAGCAAACACAGGUGUUGUAAGCGCUUUGCAGAACAGCUGUUUUGUACUGUGAGUAAACUGUGGAAGUGAAAAGGGGACAAUCUUUGCGUUUCCAAUAAAGCACAACACUUAAGAUGGCUGCUGAGUGUCCUCUGAGAUCUGAGGUGACAGAGCUUCACAGGAGAGUCAAUCAGGUGACAGAUGAGUCCCUCGAUAUCACCAGAAACAUGAAGCUUUUGUUAGAAGAGAGCAAAGAUGCAGGGAUCAGGACGCUAGUCAUGCUAGACGAACAAGGCGAGCAAUUGGAGCGGAUUGAAGAGGGCCUGGACCAGAUAAAUCAGGAUAUGAGAGAAGCUGAGAAAAAUCUCACAGACUUAGGCAAAUGUUGUGGCCUGUGCUCAUGUGAUAAGCUGAAAAACCUUGAAGCAAGUGAAGCCUAUAAGAAGGUCUGGGGUAAUAAUCAGGAUGGUGUGGUAUCUAGUCAGCCUUCAUCACGUAUUGUGGAUGAGCGAGAGAAAAUGACAAUGAGCGGUGGAUACAUCAGAAGAGUGACAAAUGAUGCACAGGAGGAUGAGAUGGAGGAAAACCUGGCACAUGUGGGCAGCAUCCUUGGCAAUUUAAGAAGCAUGGCACUUGAUAUGGGCAAUGAAAUCGAUACACAGAAUGUGCAGAUUGAACGUAUACAGUCUAAGGCUAUUGCCAAUGUUUCUCGCAUCAGUGAGGCCAAUCAGAGGGCUAACAAACUAAUAACGAGGUAAACUCCGAAGAGCGAUUGUCAUUUGCUUAGAUUUUUUGUUAGGAAUUCAUAUUUCUUCUGCCACAGUGAAUGAAUCAGGGUUGAUUUAUUUUCUUUCAAAAACUAGUGACAUUUUAUGUUAAUUCAGUUUUCAUCAUCAUAACCGUCUGGCCCGUGGCCAACAGCUAUCAGUGUCUAUAUUGAAAGGUACCAGUUCAGUUUUGUCAGUGCUUUUCUGUGACCCUUUAAUAGUGAAAAUAAUUAAAAGAAAAAAAUGUUGCAUCUUUUCCAAAAUGGUUUGUAAAGGAAUUUUCUAUUUCAAGAAAAGGUGGGAAAGGACAAAUUAAAAUACUUAUUACUGUGUUUUAAAGUUGUAUUUUUUCAGCAUUUUAAUAACAGUGAAUAUAUUGGUAAAAAAAAAUGUGGAAAGACUAGAUUUCUACAUGAACUCAAUAAAAAUGUGAACAGUCAGUAUAGCCAGACUAAUCCUAGUCAUUCUGAACAGAGCAAAGUGCAGACUCUAAAUAAGACCUGGUUUGUGAAAAAAUUCUAAAGCUAAGAUUUUCUUAUCUAGGUGUAAGAGUUCUCAUUUAAUGACGAUAAUGAUCUCAUUCAUUGUGCUACAAUACUGUAUGUGAAACUCAACCUAUACAUAUCAUGAAUGUUUAGACAUUCUUAUUUGCACCUUCCUGUUUUGCUCACUGAUGAUAAGUCAUCGAUCCAUGACACCCCUUCCUAUUUUGUAAGAAUUAAAAGCUUUAUUGGUGUGAUUAAAACAAGUGAUUGAGAUACUGUUUGUUAUGAAAUGGCCAGUUUUUGGAGAAAAAGAAUUUUGAGGAAUAAAGUAUUUUGUUGUUUUUGAUUCCAUUU
This is a messenger RNA of Tachysurus vachellii, 1586 nucleotides long. RefSeq names its product SNARE_SNAP25N and SNARE_SNAP23C domain-containing protein. Gene Ontology annotation, molecular function: SNAP receptor activity; syntaxin-1 binding; voltage-gated potassium channel activity. Lineage: Eukaryota; Metazoa; Chordata; Actinopteri; Siluriformes; Bagridae. Bases 115 to 738 code for a protein of 207 amino acids. The record is from RefSeq and is a predicted model, not a curated record. The transcript has 8 exons. Gene Ontology annotation, biological process: synaptic vesicle priming; synaptic vesicle fusion to presynaptic active zone membrane; exocytosis. Gene Ontology annotation, cellular component: SNARE complex; plasma membrane.